UCAUGGCGAAACAUAUUGUCAUUACAUUGUGAAUAUCCAAACUUCUGGCUGGCAAUUGAAACAGUAUUUUGCUUUGUUAUUUUGUAAACAAGACUUUUAUUAAAUUAUUUAAGUUAUAUUUUUCAUAAAAUGCCGGUUAUGUAUAAUACAGGCGACUGGUUCGUAUUAAGACCAGAUACAUAUAGAAAAUUGGAUUUGCACACUCCCGACUGGCCAUGGGGUAUGGAAUUGGAUUACAUGCAAGUAUUUGGUGCACCAUUUGGUGGCCCAAUUGCAGCUAUAAGAGAUCCAACACAAAUUGUACCAGUUAAAGGCAGUGCAAAACCAAUUAUACGUUUAUUUAAUACAGCUGGAGAAGAGCUGGGCAAUAUAUCGUGGAACCACGGCAAACUAAUAACAAUGGGUUGGUCUGACACUGAGGAAUUAAUAUGCGUGCAAGAUGAUGCACUUGUUUUUAUAUACGAUAUGUUUGGUAGAGAAAAGGAGUCAUAUAGCAUGGGUCAAGAAGCUAGCAUAACAAAGAUAGUGGAUGCGAAAAUAUUCCAAUCCUCGUCUGGUACUGGUAUUGCAGUAAUGACAACUAGUGGUCGCAUUUUUGUAAAAUUAAGUAAUACUAAAGAUUUUCGCACAAGACAAUUGCCUGAAAUUCCCAAAUCUCCAUCCGAUUGCACUUGUUGGGCAAUUGUAACUGAAGAUCGUAAUAGUUACUGUUUGUUAGGGCGCGAUAACGAAGUUAUACGUCUAUUUCCGGGCGAAGCAGUUGGAACUAUUACACGUAAUCUUUUCGAUAAACCAUUCGAUCGUUUAUUACUAAUGUCCACAUCAUAUGACAAUCAAAAUUUGGCUUUAUAUACCAAUACUGGACUGUUGUGGUUAGGUUCUGUGGAUAUGAAAAAGAAGUUUUGUGAAUUUGAUACUGGACGUAAGGAUAUACCACGACAAAUCGAAUGGAUUAUGAAUACUGAAAGUAAUGCUGCUGAUGCUGUAGCGAUUUCAUAUUCCUCUUUUUUGCUUGUGGUCAAUCGUAAUGGUGAUAAGAAUCUCUUCACUUAUGAUCCAGCAAUAUUUUUAAUACCUGAAAUGGAUGGUGUACGUAUACUAACCAAUAGUGCACAUGAAAUGAUACAACAAUUGCCAAAAUGUGUGCAGAAUAUAUUUGCUAUUAAUAGUCAAGAACCAUCAAGUUUUCUUUUUGAAGCACAAAAGAAAUUUCAAGAGAAAUCUCACCAAUCCGAUGAGUAUAUAAGUUUGUUCCGUGACAAAAUGGAUGUAGCAGUUAAUGAAUGCAUUGAAGCUGCUGCUUACGAAUUCUGCACAGAAACGCAAAAGAGUUUAUUAAGAUCUGCUUAUUUUGGUAAAGGAUUUAUUCCCUCACAUAAUCCAGAAGAAUACAUGCGAAUAUUACGCAUAUUGCGUGUGCUUAAUGCAUUGCGACAUCCGAAAAUAGCAAUGCCACUUACUUUUAAGCAAUUUUUACAUUUGAAACCCGAGGUUAUCUUGGGCAGACUUGUGUUUCGUAAACAUUAUGCAGUUGCUAUACAAGUAGCGAAACACUUAAAACUACCUGAAUCGUGGAUACUAGAACACUGGGCUUAUCAUAAAGUUAUGAAUGAUAAAAAUGAUAAUGAGGUGGCGCGUAAAAUUAUUGAAAAGUUUAAAAAUCCCUCCAUCGAAGGCAUAUCAUUUUGUAAUAUUGCCGAGAAAGCACAUGCUGUUAAACGCGAUGAAUUGGCUAUAAAGCUUUUAGAGUUGGAACCUCGUGCGUCUCUGCAAGUUCCUUUGCUACUAAAAUUGGGAAAAUAUGAUCGUGCAGUACAGAGCGCAACACAGUCCAGUGAUACAGAAUUAAUUACUACUGUUUUAUUAGAAAUUAAAAAGAAAAUAAUGCUUGACAAUUUUCAUAUGAUUAUCAGAGAAUAUCCUGUGGCAUUAAAUAUUUAUAAAAAAAUCAUGAGCCAAUCUAGUCGUAUUGCACUUUAUGAAAUUUACAAUUCGGAAGAUGAUCAGAAAUCUAUAGCAGAAUAUCAUUUUGCUAAUGCCUUGGAAAGUGAUACCUUAGAAUCCCAUUUACCAGCAAUCACGAAUAGCUAUACGCAGGCUAGAAAAAAUGUUGAAGCUGAAUUAUGUUCUGAGACUGGCAAAAUAAUGAAACUGCAAAAAGUUUUGACAAAAAAAUAUGGUACUUUACAUGGACAAGUAGGUUUUUACAGUAUGUCAAUACAUGACACUGCAUUGCAAUUACUGCAAAUGGGUGAAUUGAAGGAAGCUGAAAAAAUCAAAAGUGAUUUCAAAAUUCCAGAUCGUAGAUGGUGGUGGCUGCGGAUACAAACAUUAUCAGAAAAAUUCAAAUGGGAAGAUUUAGAAAAGUUUGCUAAGAGCAAGAAAAGUCCCAUAGGCUAUGAACCUUUUGUUAAAGUAUGUCUUGCACAAAACAACUUGCACGAAGCCCGUAAAUAUAUAUUAAGAUGUCGAGAUGAUCGUAAAGUGCAUUGCUAUAUACGUGCUGAAUUAUAUGAGGAAGCCUCUGAAGCGGCUUUUGAACAACGUGAUCUCAACUCUUUAUAUGUUAUACAACAGAAAGCAAAUUCAACGGGCAAUCGAAUGUUGCUUGAGAAGAUUAGUGCGCAAAUUGCAAUAUUAUCAUCAAAAAAAUAAUUAAAAAUUCGUAUAAAGCAUUCCAAUAUAUAUUAGAAAAAGAGAUUAAAUGAGAAAAGAAUUAUUGUGAAUUAUAUUAAAAAUAAUA
Molecule: messenger RNA, 2743 nt
Organism: Teleopsis dalmanni
Lineage: Eukaryota; Metazoa; Arthropoda; Insecta; Diptera; Diopsidae
Product: vacuolar protein sorting-associated protein 16 homolog
Exons: 13
Coding region: 130-2655 (841 amino acids)
Biological process (GO): endosomal transport; intracellular protein transport; vacuole fusion, non-autophagic
Cellular component (GO): cytoplasm; HOPS complex; lysosomal membrane
Molecular function (GO): actin binding
Source: RefSeq, a predicted model, not a curated record